AUGAAGAAAGAUCAGAAGGCGUUGUCUCCAGAAGUUUCUUUCCGAAAGAAGGGCGUGCAUGGUUUACCUCUCGGCCAGGUUUUGCAGAACAUAACGAGGUAAGUUGGAUAUGGCGAGACCGGAAAGCCGCCGAAACGCUCAUUUGUCUUCGUUCUGGCGUGAAGGCCGCGAAAACCGUUGAUUCGAGAGAUUUCCGGCGCCCACGCUAACUUUUUUAUCUCUGAUCGGCUGUAUGGUUUACGAAUUGGGGUUUCGACUUGCAGAACUAUAUGAUUAGACGUUCUUUGUAGGCAACUAGUUCUGAUAUCGAACUUGAAGUCUCCGAGAAAAAUAUGAGUAUAGCACAAAGAACUGUAGACUCAUUAUACAAAAAUUCUCUUAAAUAUACAAACUUUACUGUAAAGUGAUCGUCUAAUUCUUUCGAAGAGAACAAGUUGAAAUUGUUUUUUUUUCGAUUUUGAUAGUGAUCUGCGUUGAGAAGGCAUUCUAUGGAAAUUAUUUUUCCAAUUUAGUGUAAUUUUCUAUUCAACCUCUUGAGAACUUUUUGAAGGCCUAAGUAGAAAACUAAUUCUUCAAUAUGCCAGCUAAAUGAAAGGCUGGCUGGAAACGGGUCAAGAUUAAAAAUAUUUUUUAUCGUACGGUGUUCAAAAAAUUCGUGUACACACCUGCACAAGAAGCGUAAAAUUUUACGGAGCUUGUGUUUAAAAUUUCCCUCCAAAAUUUUUAAAAAAUUUCUUAUCUCUUCCGGAAGAGAGGAUUUUCCGUAUUAUUCGACUCUUAGCGUUCUUGCGAACCAGGAAAUGAGUUUUCCAGUAGUGAAACUUUUUGGUUGUUAUAAAAGAUUACGAUCCUCACAAAUUUUUGAGAAUUUGGGUAAAUUUAAGUGUGUUGUAGGCGCCAUGAUGAUCGUAGCCUCGGGAGAACUUCAUAGAACUGCUGGAGUGGAUCAGGAAAACUCGAAAGAAAGAGAUGUACGAAACCAACCUGUUGAUUAUAUUUUGAAGUUGCAGAUUUUUUAUGAUCUAUCAAAUUCCGCUUCGAUAUGUGAAGUUUUGAAAAAAAAACUUCAGGCAAUUUUAGUCCUAAUUUUUGAAUUUUCUGCAUUUUGGCUCAAAAAAUGCUCUGCCUCUCCCACCACAUGAUCAAAGUGAUAGUUCUCUUUUCAAUCUUCUUAUUGGUUUCUAAAGAUUACGACAUUUUUUCAUCAUAAAUCACGACAGGUAAAACCCUUCGAGAAUCCAAAACCUUCGGGAAACCUUGAAAAAUGAUGGUAAUUAAUUGAUUCAGGGUGAUGAUAAUGAUAAGCGCCGCCCCGUUUCGCGCCUUCAUAUUUCGUUGCAAUUUACGGUGUAGGUUUCGUCGCGAAACGCUUUCCAGUUCAAGGACGCCACCAAUUUAUCAAAAAAAACUGUUCUUCUGAGGUGUUGUUCCAACCUACUUUUUUUGUUGCGAUUCUUUUUGUUUCAAAACUUUUUGAAAAAUUGACUUUUUGAUGUUAAAAAAAUUUCAGCUUUAAAGCUUUUACUUUUUGAUAAGAUUUGAAAUCUCAGGAAGGUUUUUAAAAAAAUCUUAUUUUUUUCAACUAGUUUUUUUCUUUGUCAUAGUUUUCAUUUUAAAAAAAUCGUCAAAAAAAGAAAAAAAAACGGAUUUGCUGAUCCCUCAUUGAAUUUUUGUUUCCAGCCAAAAAAAUAAAUCCUUUUUUUAUUUGAAAGGAUUUGAGGAAAUCAUUCAAAAAAAUUCGAAAAAGUUUUCAAUGGUUUUCAUGGAUUCCUUUGAAACAAGCCUUGGAAAAAGGCUGCUCGAUAUGUUUUUUUAAAAUAUAUUAGAGCCAUAUAUGUAUAACAGUUUUCAAACUUAUUAUAUAAAUUCAAUAAAGUUCUUUAACUAUUUUUGGAAACGAAGAAGAAUAACUUUUCUUCGGUAACCGUUUUUUUUCACAUUUUUUUCCAUAACUGACCGCAAUGCACCCAAUUUUCUGAACCAGUUUCUCUUCUCAAUCUCUUUCCCGUCUAUCUGGAACAGCCCACAAGAACGAACUGAUCUUUUGUCAAAGUAAAAAUUUGCGCAAAAUUUCAAAACCGUUAAGACGCGAAUGGGCCAUUUGAGUAGGUUCCUAGCAGUUUAACUCCUGUCUCGUUUCGCCCCAAAGGAGUGACCUUUCGCGAGUUUCCUUUCCUAAAAGCUCUUCAUAAACCUGUUCAUUUUGGUUUGAGGACCCAGUCUGACUCAUUUCAUUUUCUGCAGCCAAACAUGCAUUUGGCGCUGGUCGUCGCGGCUUCUCUCCUGGUGACAAGUCUCGACGCGCAAGCUUGCAUCUACAAAGGGGAGAAGUUCAACAACGGCGACACUUGGGUGAGUCGACGUCUUCUUCUGAAGACGUGCAAGAAUUCUAGGUGGCGAGGUCGACGUUCGUCCUCCGCUGUGAGGUCACCAAGGCCGGCUGGAAGGCCAACGUCAUCGGCUGCAAGACGCAGAACGGCGUCGUCGUCGCUCCCGGCCAGACUGUCCACGAGGGAAACACGGUCAGUCGGUUUCAGGAGAACUCCUAGACAGUUUGGAAAUGGAAGUACUGGGUUAAUUUAGUGAUGAAUUGAGCCUAGAAUCGUUUAAAGAAGAUGACCCCAUCUUCCUUUAUUCAGAUUUCAAGAACAAAGGCAUAAUCUUUGAACAUUUUUCUAAUAUCAAAGAAUUUUCACCUCGGAAACACUCAUUCUUUUCUAUUUCUCCAACCGGUCAUCUCUAUCACCUCCUUUCCAAAAAUGGCAACAGAGAGCCUCCUUGAGAGUUUGAUGAACAGUUUUCGUCCCCCAAGACGACAUUUUUUCUGCCAAAAUCAGGGCGCAGACAUUUUUAAAGGCGCCAGCGAAAGAUAAGAUCGCGCCUGUUCUGUUCAUGAAUCGUGAUCAUUAUUACAAUUAAAUGCCUACAGAAAUACGAAUGUGUGGCGGCGGCUAACGGCCGUGUCGAAAUCCGCAGGACUUUGGAGGUCAACGGAAGGGCCAAGACAUGUGGAACUCACGCCUUAGGUGAAGAGUCGGAAUGUAAAAUGGACUGACUUCCUUGAAUCCAGGAGAUUCCUGGAUCGCCGAGAAGAAUUUCAUGGAGACUUGUACCCCAUCAGGAGUCAAAGUUCUCAACUGCCUCUCCGAUGCCGGCAUCGCCAUUCCUCUCAAUGGAAGCUUGGUUCUGAGCGGAGUUACCUACAAGUUUGUUCAUAUUGAAAAAACGUAGAUAACAGCUAUAAACUUCGAAAAACUGAAAAAAACGGUCGAACUGUUUCAAACCUUGGUGAAUGGAUUAAAUCACAAAAUAAACAUUUUAGCUGCAUCCAGCAACCCAACGGCACUGUGACCAUUCGCCGUGAUGUCACUCCGACUACCGUCCAAUCGAGGACGACUACAGUAAAAUAUAAUUUUAGGAGCUUUUGAAAGUUUUCUUUUCAGCUCAGUCCAGUUGAGGAGUUCGGGCCAAUGUACAAGAAGAACCCGACUCUUGGCGAUGUGAGUUGGCAGAAAUAAUAUCAGAAAUAUAGCUACUCCUUGAAAAACCAACAAACUUAGCUUCAAGCUGUGGAGGAAGAAUCCACACUCUUUAAAGUAAAAUCAUUAGGCAGCGCCAUAGAAAACAGAAUUGUUUGCUAUUUCGAUUUCUGAGAGAAUUUUGACAGAAAAACAAAUUCAUCUAGACUAAAUUAGUACUGCCUUGAAAUGACUUGGCCGCAUGUAGAAUGGCUCAAAUCGUCGAGGUCGCGUCGCGGUUUGAGUGAGCUUACAGGAAACUUCCUAUUCACGUGCAGAAAACUUGUUUAAGGUCGAAACUGCUUCAAAGCAGUCUCUUUAAUUGCGUUAGAAUUACAAAUUUUGAUAAAUAGUGUAUACAGAAAGCUGUACUUCUCAUGAAACCAAAACUUUUGAUAAGAAAAUCUUGAAUUGAAAUAAGUUUUGUUUUAUAGUUGAUUCUUCUUGAUUGAAAGACGACUUGGAGAGAUUUUCUUAAAUAUUUUUCCAAGGUUACGUUUGACCUCAAAAUUCUUGUCAAAAGCUGCCCAUCCCGUCUUUCGCCUUUCGGGAAGAAUUGACUAAAAAAUGAGUAUUUCGUUAACAUCUCCCAUAAGAUCAUCGGCAUAAAAAGUGUUCAUGAUCAGCCAUUUUUCUUUUCGCAUCGAUUUGUUCCAACUUGAGAUUGUGGACAAGAGUGGAAAGAACAAAGUGGAAGUGACAGCGUCGACGCAGGUUUCGGAGAUGGGCGGCGGCAACGACAUCACGUGCAACUUCGACGGCGAAACUCAUCGCGUCGGCGAAAUGUUUCAUUCUUUCUCUCUGCCUUCCUGGAAACUUCUCGACUUUCAGUUGGGUCGCGGACAAGAUCUUCACCAAGAAAUGCACGGAUGAAGGCGCCACCGUAAUCCUCAACUGCAUCAUCGACGAGAAGACCAUCCUCAACGUCGACAAUGAGAUAACGAUUGGCAAGAAGGUGAGUGAAAGUGGAAUUUCUGUUACCUGUAUAUUCAAAUUUCUCCAGAUCUACAAAUGUUACCGCAAGAAGGAAGAGAGCCGUGUCUACUAUGAAGUUCGAAACAUCUAA
Messenger RNA from Caenorhabditis auriculariae, 4584 nucleotides. Lineage: Eukaryota; Metazoa; Nematoda; Chromadorea; Rhabditida; Rhabditidae. The record is from the annotation of a GenBank genome assembly.